AUGAGGGGUCUGAUUACCGGCGCGAAGAAGCUAUGGAACCCAGCGUCAAUGGCGAUAACCACCGCUACUUCGAUAAGAAGCUACGGUGUUAUACCGAUGGUUAUUGAGCAUUCGUCGCGAGGCGAGAGAGCUUACGAUAUCUUCUCUCGAUUGCUCAAGGAGCGUAUUAUCUGUAUCAAUGGUCCAAUAAACGACGAUACGUCUCACGUCGUCGUUGCUCAGCUUCUUUACCUCGAGUCAGAGAAUCCUUCGAAGCCGAUUCAUAUGUAUCUUAAUUCACCAGGCGGACAUGUCACUGCAGGUCUUGCGAUUUAUGAUACUAUGCAAUACAUUCGAUCUCCAAUAAGCACGAUUUGUUUAGGCCAAGCUGCGUCCAUGGCUUCUCUUCUCUUGGCAGCAGGUGCCAAGGGACAAAGACGGUCACUCCCAAAUGCAACCGUCAUGAUUCAUCAACCUUCAGGAGGAUAUAGCGGACAAGCUAAGGAUAUUACAAUUCACACAAAGCAGAUUGUUCGUGUUUGGGAUGCUUUGAAUCAGCUGUAUGUAAAACACACGGGGCAAUCAAUCGAUGUGAUUCAGAAGAACAUGGAUAGGGAUCAUUUCAUGACUCCUGAAGAGGCCAAGGCGUUUGGUAUAAUUGAUGAGGUAAUUGAUGAAAGACCGAUCGAGUUGGUGAAAGACGCUAUUGGAAAUGAAAGCAAAGAUAAGAGUUCGAGUUAG
Messenger RNA from Arabis nemorensis, 720 nucleotides. NCBI's taxonomy places the organism in Eukaryota, Viridiplantae, Streptophyta, Magnoliopsida, Brassicales, Brassicaceae. The record is from the annotation of a GenBank genome assembly.